Molecule: messenger RNA, 1195 nt
Organism: Acipenser ruthenus (sterlet)
Lineage: Eukaryota; Metazoa; Chordata; Actinopteri; Acipenseriformes; Acipenseridae
Product: ER membrane protein complex subunit 2-like
Exons: 11
Coding region: 110-1003 (297 amino acids)
Biological process (GO): protein folding in endoplasmic reticulum
Cellular component (GO): EMC complex
Molecular function (GO): protein binding
Source: RefSeq, a predicted model, not a curated record
UACAUGGGUGCAUGCAGCGGUGAAUUUAACAACGCAUCCUCAACAUUUUCAUGAUACAUCCCUCUGACCCUUGACGUCUAUGCGUAGAUCACGUUGAAGCGUGAAAAAAAUGGCGUCCGUCUCAGAUAUGUACGAUGUGACCUGGGAAGAAAUGCGUGAUAAACUUAGAAAAUGGAGAGAUGAAAAUUAUCGCAACAGUGAACAAAUUGUGGAAGUGGGUGAAGAAUUAAUUCAGGAACAUGCAUCAAAGCUUGGAGAUGAUGUUUGGAUUAUUUAUGAGCAAGUGAUGAUCGCUGCCCUGGACUGCAGUCGGGAUGACUUGGCUACGACAUGUCUUCAUGAGCUGCAGAAACAAUUUCAAGGUAGCCACAGAGUGAAGCGAUUAGCUGGCAUGCGUCUUGAAGCUUUGGAGAGGUAUGAUGAAGCCUUCAAAAUGUACAAUGACAUCUUACAAGAUGAUUCGACCAAUACAGCUGCAAGGAAGCGUAAGAUUGCCAUUCUCAAAGCCCAAGGAAAAAGCACAGAGGCCAUCCGGGAGCUGAAUGAGUAUCUGGAGCAAUUCGUUGGGGACCAGGAGGCUUGGCAUGAACUAGCAGAGCUUUACAUCAACGAGCAUGAUUAUGCAAAAGCAGCAUUUUCCCUAGAGGAACUGAUGAUGACCAAUCCACACAAUCACUUGUACUGUGAGCAGUACGCAGAGGUUAAGUACACCCAAGGUGGAAUCGAGAACCUGGAACUGUCAAGAAAAUACUUUGCGCAAGCACUCAAGCUAAACAACAGAAAUAUGAGAGCUUUGUUUGGCCUCUACAUGUCUGCAAGCCAUAUUGGUGCUAGCCCUAAAGCGAGUGCUAAAGUGAAGAAAGACAAUGUGAAGUAUGCAGCCUGGGCGGCAAGCCAGAUCAAUAGAGCUUACCAGUUGGCAGGUCAUGGAACAAAGGAGACCAAGUGUUCUCUGAAAGCAGUGGAGGAGAUGUUGGAAUCCAUGCAGAUUAUGCCAUCUUAGACCCAGCCAGACCAUUGAUAUACGACAGCUCAACCUGCCACUUCACUGCACACAGACAAGCUUGAAUAUCUUGAAUAUUAUUAUUUUUUUUUUCAAAAACAUUGUGUCACAGUUAUCCUUGUAUAUAAGUUAUGUUUUGAUUAAUUUAUCAGAGAUUGCCUUAACAAAUAAAAACACACUUUACACUUCUCA